Opisthorchis viverrini is the source of this 7737-nucleotide messenger RNA. RefSeq lists its product as hypothetical. The record is from RefSeq and is a predicted model, not a curated record. Gene Ontology annotation, molecular function: calcium ion binding; actin filament binding. The transcript is spliced from 19 exons. Gene Ontology annotation, biological process: actin cytoskeleton organization. Lineage: Eukaryota; Metazoa; Platyhelminthes; Trematoda; Opisthorchiida; Opisthorchiidae. Gene Ontology annotation, cellular component: plasma membrane; cortical actin cytoskeleton; cell projection. The coding region runs from base 13 to 7278 and encodes 2421 amino acids.
UUGGUCUCGGCGAUGAGUGAAUUGCCCAUAAAGGUCAAGAUUCUGGAGACACCAGAGGACAUUCAGGAGCGUCGAGAACAGGUUCUCUCGAGAUACAGUGCGUUUAAAGAAGCAACAGAAUACCGACGGCACCGGCUUGAACAAGCUAAACGGUACCAAUACUUCAAACGCGAUGCAGACGAACUAGAAAGUUGGAUGUUGGAGAAGCUUCAAACUUACUCAAAUGAGGACUUCAAAGAGCUGAGUAAUCUACAGGCUAAGAAACAAAAACAUCAAGCGUUCGAAUUGGAAGUGACAGCACAUGCCGAGACACUCGCAUCUUUAGACAAAUCGGGCGAAGAUAUGAUUCUUGAAGAGCACUAUGCCUCGGAGAUCAUUAAGAAUCGGUUGGACGAACUUCAUGCACUCUGGGAUAAGCUGAUGGCAAUGCUACGGGAAAAAUCUCGCUUACUUAACCUGACCCUUAAGUUCGUACAGUUUCUACGUCAGGCCGAUGAGUUGCUGUUUUGGAUUCGUGAGAAGGAGACUUUUGUAACCUCUGAAGACUACGGCAGCGACCUGGAACAUGUUGAAGCACUCCAAUUGAAGUUUGAGGAAUUUCUAAAGGACCUUGAGUACCAGGAGCAACGCGCACAAGACAUCUACACCAAGGAAGAAGAGCUUCUAAAAGAGGAUUUCCCUGAAGAUGCUUUGGUUAUUGAGAAGUCGCGUGAAGUGCGUGAGGCAUUGAGACGUCUUAACGACUUAGCUGACCACCGGCGUCAUAAGCUCUAUGAGGCUCAUGAGAUUCAGCGCUUCUUCAGAGACACCGACAAAGCUAUUUCUUGGGUUAACGAGAAGUCGAUUCCGCUCUCCAUAGAAGACUGUGGACGUGAUUUGGCUUCCGUUCAGGCCCUCCAACGCAAACAUGAAGCCCUCGAAAGAGACUUGGCGGCUUUGAAGGACAAGCUGGGACAACUGGGGAAAGAUGCAGAGGACCUUGCAGAAAAGCAUCCCGAUUCCAAGAACACAAUCCACGAAAAACAUCAAACACUUCUUUCGGCCUGGGAGAAACUGAAAGCACAAGCUGACCAACGAAGUGCCAAGUUAGACGAAGCAUUCAAGCUUCACCGAUUUCUGGCCGACUAUCGUGACCUAAGCCUGUGGAUGUCAGACAUGCAAUCUGUCAUUGAGGCCGAUGAGUUGGCGAAGGACGUUGCUGGUGCAGAGGCACAAGUUGAACGCCAUUAUGAGCACAAGGCCGAAAUUUCCUCCCGCGAAGAAAAUUAUAACACUUGCCUGCAGGAAGGUCAGCACCUGCUCGAGUUAGGCAUAGCAGACAGUGCAGAUAUCGCCACUAAGUUGUCGGAGCUGGAGCGAGGAAGAGACGCCCUUCUUGCUUUAGCUGAGAGGAAGCGUGUCCAACAUGAGCAGUGCAUGGAUCUGCAAGUAUUCUACCGCGAUGUAGAACAGGCGGAGUCUUGGAUAUCAAAGCAAGAGGCACUGUUAGAGAAUAAAGAUGUGGGGGAUUCCUUGGAUGCCGUAGAAGCGCUACUACGCAAGCACGAAGACUUCGAAAAGUCCUUGGUUGCACAAGAAGAAAAGAUGAAUCACAUCGAUGCAUUUGCCUCGAAAUUGAUAGAGAAUAAUCAUUAUGCUUCCCCACAGGUCGCCGAAUUACAGAGGAGUCUCAAUGACCGCCGGGACUUGCUGAAAGAGAAAGCCGCCGACAGACGCAAACGGCUGGAGGAUUCCCACAGAUACCAGAUGUUUGAUCGUGAUGCUGACGAAAUGCAGUCAUGGAUAGGGGAGAAAUUUCGAAGCGCAACGGAUGAAAGUUAUAAAGAUCCAACAAACCUCCAGACCAAAGUCCAAAAACACCAAAACUUCGAAGCUGAAAUCCAGGCAAACCAGUCCCGUGUGGACGGCAUUAAAAAGAUGGGUCAUGACCUCAUUCAAGAAGGCCAUUUUAACUCACCAGAGAUCGGGGCUCGCAUAGAGCAGUUGGACGACACAUGGUCACGCUUGAUCCAGGCCGUUUCGACAAAGAAGACGAAUUUGGAUCAAGCUAAUCGCCAACAACAGUUUGUUCGGAAUGUUGAAGAUGUUGAUUUGUGGUUAGGAGAAGUUGAGGCCCAAAUCACAUCUGAUGAACUUGGUCGUGACCUGAACGGUGUGAUUAAUGCUCAGAAAAAGCAUAACUUAUUGGAGGCUGAUGUCCAGGCGCAUCGUGACAGAAUAGAUGCCUUGAAGGCACAGGUGGAUGCAUUCUCCGCUGAGAAUCAUUUCGACGCGCCAGUGAUUGCUCAAAAACAUAAGGAGUUGCUUCAGCGCUACAUGGCCUUAGCUGAGCCCAUCAGACUCCGCCGAGAAAAAUUGAAAGACGCAUAUAAGCUGCAUCAGUUCUUCCGUGAUGUAGAGGAUGAGCAAGACUGGAUCCACGAAAAGGAACCGAUCGCCGGCUCGACCAAUGUUGGUCGCGAUCUUAUUGGCGUUCAGAACCUCAUCAAAAAACAUCAGGCAGUUGCCGCUGAGGUCGCUGGCCAUCAACCAAGAAUACAAGAUGUUAUCCAGGAGGGAAAUGCGAUGAUCGCCGCAAACCACUAUGCUGCCAAUGAUAUCGCGAAACGUAUCAAAGAGUUGGAAGAGGACUGGAAUCAAUUGUGCGACAAAACAGACCGACGCCGACAACUACUGGACGAUUCGCUUCAGGCCCAACAAUAUUUUGCGGACGCAAGUGAAGCGGAGAGUUGGAUGCACGAAAAAGAGCCGUUGGUUGGUUCUGUUGAAUUCGGCCGCGAUGAAGACUCGACGGAGUCGCUACUCAAGAGGCAUAAUGCGCUUAUGGCUGAUAUCGAAGCCUAUGGAUCUACCAUUGAGGCGCUGGGCAACCAGGCCAGUGCCUGCCGCAUGCAGGAGGCGCCCAUCACCGGUGUUCACGGUAAGGACGUUGUAAUGGCAUUGUACGAUUAUCAGGAGAAAUCUCCGAGGGAGGUAUCAAUGCGCAAGGGUGAUAUUUUGACUUUGCUUGCGAGCAAUCAUAAGGAUUGGUGGAAAGUCGAAAUAAACGACCGACAGGGAUUCGUUCCUGCUGCUUAUGUGAAGAAAAUUGACGCACCCUUGUCCGACAGUCAGGCUGACCUAAUGGAGAAGCCUUUAACGGUGGCUUUGCAACAGCAGCGACUUGAAGAGCAGUACCAGUACCUUUUGCAACUCGGCCGUGAUCGGCGUGAACGGUUACAAGAUUCCGUUGAGGCUUACCAUAUCGUGCGUGAAGCUAACGACUUACAUCAAUGGGUCGUUGAGAAGGAAUUGGUUGCUGUAACUGAGACCAUCGUACCCGGGAAAGUUGAAGAGGUUGAGAGUGCCAGGCGGGCGGUAGAUGAUCUGGUUGCUGAACAGAAAGAGCGUGAAGCUCGUGUGACGGAGCUGUGUGCCAAGGCGGAUAAGCUGAAGCGUGGCGGCCCCACAGAAGCAGUGGAGAAGAUUGAGGGUAUUAUUAUGCAACUCCAGAAAAAGUAUGAACAACUGGAGCAGGUCACGACAAAAAAGGCAAAAGACUUAGAGGAUAUCGAUGCAGUGCAACGAUAUCAUCGGGAGUGCGAUGAAGCCAGGGAAUGGGUUGCUGAAAAAGAGGGACGUCUGGACGCAGAUGAGUUGGGGACUGACCUCACAUCUGUGCAACGUCUCCUGAGAAAACACAAGGCUCUGGAAGGUGACUUAACUGCCCUUGGAGAACGUGUGAAGCAGUUGGACACUAGAGCGGCGGAUUUGGUGCAACUUCAUCCGCAGGAGGCCGAGGCCAUUUGUAACCAUCAAGAGGAGCUCAAUCAAUCUUGGAACGCCUUGGCUUCAAAGGCAGAGGAAAGGAAAGAGAGACUUUUGGACUCGCUUGAUCUACAAAAGUUUCUUGCUGAUGCUCGCGAUUUGACCUCUUGGAUUAGUACAAUGGAUGGCCUGGUAUCCUCUGAUGAGCUCGCCAAGGAUGUCACCAGCGCUGAGGUCUUAUUGGAAAGGCAUCGUGACUACCGCACUGAAGUUGAAGCACGUUCCCCGGCUUUCGCGAAUUUGGAAUUAUUUGGCAAGGAACUUCUUGACCACGGACACUAUGCAUCUCCGAUCGUCCAAGAGCAGUUGCAACAAAUCGCAGAAGCACGUUCAGUGCUUGACAACGACUGGCUGAAACGAAACAAAACCCUUGAACAGUGCCUUGAAGAACAGCUGUUCUUACGCGAUUGUGAACAGGCCGAAGACUGGAUGGCUAUCCGCGAAAGCUCGCUCAAAGGAGAUGACGUCGACGGGAACAAGGUAGAUGCUUUGAUAAAAAAGCACGAAGAUUUUAACAGAGCGAUCAAUCUGCAAGAAGCGAAAAUACAAUCGCUCCAAGUUGGUGCUGAGAAACUGCUUGAAAUAGACCACUACGAUGCGGAUGCCAUCAAGGGCAAACUUGAAGAGGUCCUUGGCCGUUGGAAGGAGCUGAAAGAUGCUAUGAUCGAGAAUCGUAGUAAACUGCGAGACGUUCAAACCUUCCAAGCAUUCAUUCGAGAUGCUGACGAAAUGGAGCUAUGGAUCACCAAAAAGAUGCAGCUAACAAUGGAUGAAUCCUAUAAAGAUCCGAAAAUCAACGUACAGGCGAAACACCAGAAACACCAGGCCUUUGAAGCUGAACUAGCCGCUAACGCAGAACGUUUGCAGAGUAUUAUCGCCGCCGGACAGAGACUAAUCCAGAACGAUCAAUGCAAGGGACAGGAAGAUAUUGUACGAGAGCGCAUAGAAAAGUUGGCGAAUCAAUGGGAUCACUUAGUGACUCGAGCCAAGGAAAAGUCUGAGAAGCUUCAAGAAGCCAAUCGUCAGGCAGCGUAUGAUGCUGGAAUCAAGGAUAUUGAGUUUUGGCUCGGCGAAAUGGAAACAACAUUAGCCAGUCCGGACUACGGCAAAGAUUCGGCUUCUGUCGACAGUCUAAUGUCGAAGCAUCAGGUUUUAGUCACUGACAUACAAGCACACGAGGAUCGAAUAAGAGAGCUGGAUGCUCGUGCAGAUGAAUUCAUUGGAUCGGGCGCUGGUGAUGCUGAAACUAUUUUAGAACGCAAAAAAAUGAUAAACGAACGCUAUGAGAAGAUACGGGCUCAGUCGGAAAAUCGUGCUGUAACAUUAGGAAAAGCCAAACGGCUGCAUGAUUUCUACCGCAACAUGGAUGAUGAAGAAGCGUGGAUUCGUGAGAAGAAAAUACUUGUCAGUUCGGAAGAUUACGGUCGUGACCUCAUUGGCGUUAGAAACCUGAAUAAGAAACAUCAACGGAUUGAGGCCGAAGUGGCUGCUCACGAUCCAUCCAUCCGUCAGGUGUUGCAGCAAGGCGAGGAGCUUACCGUUGGUACACUUUUGACUGACCCCCAGAUCGUACAUAACAGGAUGGAGCAACUGAAAGCUGCCUGGGACGAGCUGCAAACGCUCACCGCCAUUCGGCGCCAGAAGCUCGAAGAUUCGUUAGCCUAUCAAGAUUUCCUUGAUAGUGUCGAGGAGGAAGAGGCAUGGAUUCUAGAAAAGCAGCAUUUGUUGAGCAGCGAGGAUUUCGGGGAUACGCUGGCCGCUGUUCAAGGGCUGCAGAAGAAGCAUGAUGCCUUUGAAGCUGAUCUGAAGAUUCACGAGGACAAAUGUGCAAAUCUGUGCGCGAAAGGAGAUGAACUAAUUAGUGCUGAUAACCACAACCACCAGGCCAUCAGGCAGCGGAUGGAGGGGCUCCAAGAAAAACUGGGGACUUUGAAACGUGCUGCGUUACGCCGACAAGCCAGUUUGACUGAUAAUUCUGCUUUCUUGCAAUUUAUGUGGAAAACGGAUGUCGUCGAAUCCUGGAUCGCCGACCGUGAAACGCAGGUUCGAAGUGAGGAUUACGCUCGUGAUCUGAGCAGUGUGCAGACGCUGCUGACGAAACAUGAAACGUUCGACACUGCUCUUGAAUCCUUCCGUACAGAGGGCAUCCAAACAAUCACCGCCUUGUAUGAACAGUUGAUUGAAGCGAAACAUGCGCAAACACCGACAAUUCAACAGCGCUUCACUACGCUAAUGGACCGGUGGAACCGUCUCUGCCGCGACUCGGAGCGACGGAAAGCUGAUUUACUUCAAUUGCAGGAACAAUAUAAAAAAGUUGAAGAGCUAUACUUAGCAUUUGCUAAGCGUGCUUCUACAUUUAACUCUUGGUUCGAGAACGCUGAAGAGGACUUGACUGACCCAGUCCGGUGCAAUUCGCUUGAUGAGGUCCGAGCUCUCUGUGAAGCACAGGAACAAUUCAAAGCGUCUCUCAAGGCGGCCGAAGUGGAUUUCCAGAAACUUGGUCAACUGGAUCACGAGAUCAAAAGCUAUGGGGUUGGUAUGAACCCAUACACCUGGUUCACCAUGGAGGCUCUUGUGGAGACGUGGAGAAACCUACAGAAGAUUAUUUUGGAGCGUGACGCAGAAUUGCAUCGUGAAACACUCAGACAAACUCAGAAUGAUCAGUUACGCCAAGAAUUCGCUGGCGUGGCAAACAACUUCCAUCAAUGGCUACAGAGUGUCCGAACAUCGAUGAUGGAGGCUAGUGGAACAUUGGAAGAACAACUGGAAGCUACUCGUCUCAAAGCUAAUGAAGUCAAUGCUCGUAAAAACGAUUUGCGUGAAAUUGAAGAACUGGGUGCUCGGCUUGAGGAGCGACUUAUUCUUGAUAAUCGUUACACAGAACACAGUACGGUCGGUCUGAGCCAAGCUUGGGACCAACUGAACCAACUUGCCAUGCGAAUGCAGCACAAUUUGGAACAGCAAAUCCAGGCUAGAAACGUCAGUGGUGUGAGUGAGGAAGCGUUGCGUGAAUUCUCCAUGAUGUUUAAACACUUUGACAAAGACAAAUCUGGCCGCCUUGAUCACCGAGAAUUUAAAUCCUGCUUGCGUGCUCUGGGUCACGAUCUGCACGAAGUUAGCGAAGGCCAGGUUGAUGAAGAAUUCGAAGCCAUCCUGAACGUCGUGGAUCCAAAUCGUGACGGCUUCGUGACACUCCAGGAAUUCAUGGCUUUCAUGAUAAGCCGAGAAACUGAGAACGUUCAAUCCAGAGAAGAGGUAGAGGAAGCUUUCCGCGCCUUGACGAAGGAAGGCAAGGAGUAUUUGAAGGAUGGGAAAGAAUACAUCACUAAGGAGCAACUCUAUUCGAACCUCUCCAAGGAACAAGCAGACUAUUGCUGUCGAGUUAUGCCGCCCUACUACACUAAAGGAGGUCAGCCUAUUCCAGACGCAUACGACUAUCAUGCGUUUACGAGGCAGCUAUUCCAGAACUGAUGCCACCGUUCUCCAUUCUAUCUUGCUUUCGUGCAAUCAGACUUUCGUGUUCCUUUCGUGAUGCGCAACUCUCGCAACACACACAUUCGGAAUAGUUUUCCUCGAGGCUUUUCAUCAGUCUUUAGUUUCGUCAUUCGGCUCGAAUAUAUAUUUGUUCUUGCUUUUUCUUUCACUUCUGUCGCUUCAGUUUUUAUGAAUCCGUAAAAUUCCUUCUACCCUAAUCAACGCGCUUUAACAAAUUUUCCAUUUGGUGUUGUUCAUCCCCAUUAUGGUUAUGCGUUUACUCCUCUUGAAGUGUUUUCUUGGUGAGGCCUACAGUUACCGUGGCUGAUUUGUCCUGUUUUGGAUUCCUCGUUAUUCGCACUAGUCACCUUGUUUACCACACAACCGUCCUGUUGUGCGAUUUUCAUGUGUUUCGUGAUCGAUACGCUACGUUUCUAAUCCAUUUCAACUCCGACC